ACGGCGUAGUGAUUUCAUCUUCCCGCACGUGAUCUUCUCACAGCCGCUGAGCCGCGAGCGCUCAAAUGCCUGUUGCCAGGUUACCGUCCAGCACUGUGAAUCGCGGGUUCGCGCAUGGCAUGGAGAAGCGCCGCUAACUCGCGCCCGUCUCUGAAUAAUGAAUAACCGAUGCGUUCAGAGCCGACGCUACGCGAUGAAUAGGCGAGCGUGAUCGGAACAGAGUCCGCAGCGUUGUCGCUGGAUGCCGGGGGGAGCCAUGCAGCUCCAGUCCGCAGCGCAGUGCAAGGUGUCCGGCUUCAUACUGAAUGAAAGAUGCGCCCUGUCUUCAAAGAUGGAAGUCCACCGCGAGCAGAGUAUAUGUCAGGCGCGGGCCGCUGUCAUGGUGUAUGACGACGCCAACAAGAAAUGGGUUCCGGCCGGUGGAUCCACAGGCUUCAGUAGAGUCCACAUCUAUCACCACACGGGCAAUAACGCCUUCAGAGUAGUGGGCCGUAAGAUUCAGGACCACCAGGUGGUAAUAAACUGUGCCAUUCCCAAGGGGCUGAAAUACAACCAGGCCACACAAACCUUUCACCAGUGGCGAGAUGCACGGCAGGUCUACGGUCUUAACUUCGGCAGCAAAGAGGAUGCCAAUGUAUUUGCCAGUGCCAUGAUGCAUGCCCUGGAGGUGCUGAACUCUCAGGAUGCAGGCCCCCCGAUGCCAAGACAGACCCCUCAGGUGCAGAAUGGCCCAACACCAGAAGAACUGGAAAUGCAGAGAAGACAGCUGCAAGAGCUCCAGCGUCAGAAGGAGCAGGAGCGGGAACGUCUUGAGCGCGAGCGUCAGGAGCGGGAACGUCUGGAGAGAGAGAUGCUGGAGCGGGAACGCAUCGAGAGAGAACGCCAGGAACGGGAGCGUCAGGAGAGGGAGCGGCUGGAGAGGGAACGAGCUGAGCAGGAACGUCUGGAGCGGGAACGUCAGGAGCAGCUGGAGCGGGAACGGCAAGAACGCCUCGAACGAGAGCGCGCCGAGCGCGAGAUGAUGGAGAGAGAGCGUGCUGAGAGAGAAAAGCAGGAGCAGCUGGACAGAGAGCAGAUGGACUGGGAAAGAGGGAGACGCAUCUCCAACGCUGCAUUUGAAAGCACCCUCCACACAUCCCAGACCACCUCCUCGUCACCUGGGUCUCCCUCCACACCCAACUACCCUCCACCAACGCAGUCGCCCUCCACGGCCACUCCUCCUACUCCUCCCAUGCGUCACUCGGCUUCCAGAUUCGCCACUUCGCUAGGCUCCGCCUUCCACCCGGUCCUGCCACAUUACGCCACAGUCCCUCGCAGGCAACCGGCCGCACCCACGCCGCUGGCCCCUGCCCCGGGCCCUCCUCCUCCAGCUCCCCCUUGCAAAUCUGUGGUCUGGACGGCCAGUAAUUUCACUCCCCUACCGCCUUCUCCUCCGGUCAUGAUCAGCAGUCCACCCGGCAAGGCCACGGGUCCUCGCCCGGUCAUCGCAAUUCCGGCCCCGCUCUCCCAGAAACCCCCCUCGCCCAUUACGGCACCCAAUGGACCCCCUUCAUCACUUCACUUCCACGCCUCACCUCCAGUCUCGGGUCAGUCUUUCUCUUCACCGCCAAUGCCACCCCCUCCACCCCCCCUAUAUUCGUCAUCACCCACCAUGCCCAUUGCUCCCCUUGUGUCCUGUCCCUCACCCCAGCCUGCUGUUUUCCCUUCUACUUCCACAGCCUUCCCUGCCUCUGCUGAGCACUCUGUAAACUCUGGGUUGGGAGACUCCUGCUUUUCCGCUCCAGAGCUGCCUGCUGAUAUCCCCAGCCAGCCGGAUUCUGUACAAGGGACCCCCACCCCUCCACCUCCCCCACCCCUUCCUCCCGGCUCCACUGUGACCCCCACCACUGCCGGACCACCGCCACCCCCUGGCCCUCCUCCUCCUCCCCCGCCACCACUGCCCCCCACGCUUACCCCAACAGGACCUCCACCACCCCCUGGCCCACCACCUCCACCCUCAGGCCAGGCACCGCCACCAGCACCACCUCCUCCUCCUGCCCCACCCUUGCCAUCGGGUUUCCUUACCCCCUCACCCACCACAGACGAGAGCAAGGGUCUGUCUGGGCUCGCAGCCGCCCUUGCUGGAGCCAAGCUACGGAAAGUGCCAAGGACCGAUGAGCCUCCAACUCCACCUGUUGCAAGUUCUGGUGGUGCCAAGCCCGAGGCAGCCCGUGGAAAUGGCCCUUUACCUGGAGGAGGAGGUUUAAUGGAGGAGAUGAGCGCCCUGCUGGCCAGGAGGAGAAGAAUUGCUGAGAAGGGAUCAUCACCAGAGCCUGAGCAGAAAUCAGAUGAAAUUGAGGCAACCAUAACUCCAAAAGUCUCAGCCUGUAGCACACCAGACAUGCCCAGAAAGCCUUGGGAUAGAACAAACACGGUGAACGGUAGCAAAUCACCUGUCAUCGGAAGACGGGACGCACCAUGGAGAAAUCAGAUGAGUACUGAAAAGUACUGUGAUUCCUUAAACAGACCAAGGUCUACACCAACUCCUACUGGAUCCAUAAGUGCCAAUGGGGUGCCAACAGAAGCUUUAGACUAUGACAGAUUGAAACAGGACAUUCUAGAGGAGAUGAGAAAGGAAUUAUCAAAGCUGAAAGAAGAGCUUAUUGAUGCAAUCAGGGAGGAGUUGGGCAAGUCAAGCUCUGCAUAGGACGAUGAGACGCAUCUGUAUUUUUACCCACGAGAUCAGCUUCGGUUUAAGACACUAUCUAAAAAGCAAUGAAAACGGACAUUUACAGUUUUAACCAGUGGUGAUCACAAUAACCAUGUUAAUUCGAAAGAUCUGUUGAGGGUGAUACCAGACAGACACAAUUUUGAGCGUGGGGUCAAGGGGGAAGAUCGGCGAGCGGAAGCCGAGAUGCCUCAAAGCAACGGCGUACCCCCAAAGCCUCGUUUUGGGGGUCAGGACACAGUCUUAAGGAAGUGACUGUCAAUAUGCAAUGGAUGACUCUUACUGUGGAAUGAACCUAGAAGAUGGAAAAAUACACAAACUAUUACCAAACUACAUACUGUAUUAACCAUCGAAGAGUGAAAUUGUAAAUCAAGCAGAUGACAUUCAUUCUAUGGCACAUUGUUUAGCAAAGGGCAGGCUUUGUAGUUUCUGAAUUUUUUUAAAAGGUGGUGGUUAUGAAGAAAUGUUAAUUCAGUUGGCCUUUGUAUAAGAGUUGAAUUUUGAUCUCUGGCCAACCAAAUGAGUAUGGUCUAUUGCUGCAGGACUCUAAAGCUUGUCUUCCUAAUACUAUUUUAACCACAAUAUGUACAUUAAAAUGAAUAAACAUUAUACCUUCAUUCAAUCAAUCUGUACAUCAAGAUCACAUCAGGUAGCUUAUUCGCUCUUCUGGUCGAUUGUCAUUAUAAUUCAGACUGAAUGCUCUGGUGAGCCACUGUUAGACGUAUACCUUUUUUUUUGUCUUUUGUGUUCACUAACUGUUUGGGAAGAUAACAAGGGACAAUGCCUUUGUACUGUACAUCUUGGUAGCUCGUACCAAAAUCCUCCGUCAAGGUUGACGCCAUCGUCGACGCCAUCGUCGACUGGACCGUAUCUGUAGAUAGCGCUAACCAGAAACAUUACCAACUUUUUACUCACCGUAUGCUCUUUCGUAUUCUAAGGGAACGCUAAGGGAAAACGGUUGCCACGAAAAAGUUUUUAGUUCGUAAGCAAUAAGUGUAGCAUUGUUACAUAUUUUCCCACUACGUUUUUUUUUUUCUUUGAAACAUCCACUCUGCCCUCAAACUGUAGAUGAGGUUCUCCAUACAACCCUCGUAGUGCAUUGCGUAGAAUGAGACACCUCUUUAUAGCCAUAAUUAAAUUUGCAGGGGUAUGACAUUUCACAUACUUUAUUUUAGGAUUUGGUGAUGCAAAACAUCAUGUAUGGGAUCUCAUUCUGCUUUGCACCAGUAUGCAGCAACUAAACAAAUAAGAAGUAUUUAAUGAGGGCCAAGCAGCACAUUACAGAGAGGUUUGUGGCGUUAUAAAUGGUUUGGGGAUUUUUUGUCCAUUCAUCUAUUGUUUAUUUUCGCAUUGACCUUAUUCUGCACACUGGAAGGCUUUCUGCUGUUUGUAUCCGACAUAUGCUUCUGUUAGGGCAUUUUUUUAUGGGGAAUGUGCUUUUUAAGAUCGAAAUCUUUGUACAAACGUGAGAAGUGUGAUUUUAGGCUGUGAAUUUUAAGGAGAAAAUUUGAAAACGUGGUUUGGAUCUCUCCCCACCCCAUGCCAUGGUUGGAUCUGCUCACUUAUCAAUCCUAUCAUACUUUUUAUGCAGUUCAAAACGGUUUUACUCUUUUGCCAUGACUCGAACUAUCUCUCAAGGAAUCAGAAAGUUUGUAUGGAGUGUUUACAGCAUUGAUUGCACUUUAAAAACCCAUAGACGUUCAAAUUAUUAUAAUGCUGACGAGACAGCCGUCACUUUGUGAAUAUCACCAAAGCUAAACAGUAAGGUAAUCUAAUAGAACAUCACACUUUCCUGAUCCACCUUUUGUUUUGACAACAAGCGACUUUUGUUGGUCCUUAGGUUAAGCUGGCGAAAUGUUUUGAUCAGGGUUAAUUCAUUCCUGGAUAAACCUGUUUGUGAUUCUCAUGGUUUGUGCCUUGUUCGGAAGUUGCAUUUGAUAUGUCAAAUUUUAAAGCGUAUAUAUAUAGAGAGUAUUCAUUUAGGGCCUGCCAUAACUUUUGAUUGUUUUGCAUUUUCAGUGAGUUACAAAGCUUUUAUGAUCUUUGUUUAAAACGAAACAUGCAUUCUCAUUCUUCUGCAUCAUUUUCCGUUGCAAUUUCGGUGUGGUUUUUGUUAUGGUUAAGACCAUGUAUGCUGGUGAGAUCGGAGAAACUGAUCUUUGUCGUGGUGAGAAUCGGUUGAAUAAUGUUGUCAACAUGUUGGGACAGUGCUGGUCAUAUUCAACUGGAUGUCCUUUAAAAUACAAUUUUCAGUUUCUUUAUCUUUCUAUUUUAUCAUUCACGUUGUACCAUACUGUUUUCAUGUUAAUUAGAAGUUUCUUACAUGCUAACAUUGUUUUGUUUGAGCAAAUUAAAUAAAAAUUGCAAUACA
Messenger RNA from Paramisgurnus dabryanus, 5078 nucleotides. The record is from RefSeq and is a predicted model, not a curated record. Lineage: Eukaryota; Metazoa; Chordata; Actinopteri; Cypriniformes; Cobitidae.